Molecule: messenger RNA, 1454 nt
Organism: Pseudocercospora fijiensis CIRAD86
Lineage: Eukaryota; Fungi; Ascomycota; Dothideomycetes; Mycosphaerellales; Mycosphaerellaceae
Exons: 5
Coding region: 298-876 (192 amino acids)
Biological process (GO): small GTPase-mediated signal transduction
Molecular function (GO): GTPase activity; GTP binding
Source: RefSeq, a predicted model, not a curated record
CGCAUCUCAUCUCGUCGCGCUUGGGCACGAGCGUACACAGCCGCCCGCCCAGCAAACAUCGAGAGUAGCCCGCCGUUCUCUGCUCUGCCCUGCCGCUAAAAGGUACGCGCGCGGGAUCUACCUCGCCCUCGCCCUCGCCCUGUCCAAGCACGCACUGCACUUCCGCAUCUCUCCAUCCUCCCUCGACCAACGCCAUCUCCCCCGUCCUCUCCAACCCACUCCACCAUUGCGGCGCUCGCUCACCACCGCUGCAGCACUCGAAUCCCCGACCUGGGCCUUCGUUAACCCGUCGCGCACAUGGCGGAAAUCCGUCGCAAGCUAGUCAUUGUUGGUGACGGUGCCUGUGGAAAGACUUGUCUGCUCAUCGUCUUCUCCAAAGGCACUUUCCCAGAGGUCUACGUCCCAACGGUCUUCGAGAACUACGUCGCCGAUGUUGAGGUGGACGGCAAACACGUUGAGCUAGCGCUAUGGGAUACGGCUGGUCAGGAAGAUUACGACCGACUGCGACCGCUUUCAUACCCAGACUCGCAUGUCAUUCUCAUCUGCUUCGCCAUCGACUCGCCCGACUCGCUUGACAACGUGCAAGAGAAGUGGAUCUCAGAAGUCCUCCACUUCUGCCAGGGCCUGCCUAUCAUCCUUGUUGGCUGCAAGAAGGAUCUCAGAUACGACCAGAAGACGAUUGAGGAGCUGCACAAGACGUCGCAAAAGCCGGUAACACCAGAGCAGGCUGAGGACGUCCGCAAGAAGAUUGGAGCACAGAAGUACCUUGAAUGCUCCGCCAAGACCAACGAAGGCGUCAGGGAGGUCUUCGAGCACGCCACGCGCGCUGCUCUGCUCACACGGAAGAAGAAGGAGAAGAAGUGCUCUAUCCUGUAAACUACUUCAACCCAUAACAUCAUACUUCGGCGAUUCACAAGCAACACCACCUGCGUCUUCCGCGUCUGACUGCUACCAUAACGACCCGCACGUAAAACUUCGAGAGCACCGGCAAUGCGAGCACACGAGCAAAUUAAACACAGCUAAUUGAAAGAAGAAGAAAAAGAUGAGUGGAAGAGUGAAGUUCAGAGAAGUCUCGACGCAGCGAUGCUUCUGCCGCGAUCAAGCUGCUACUUCUCCAGGAACGAAAGGAAGGGAGUAUGGGGCUGAUUGAGGGACGGCAGGAAGACAGGAUCAGGAUCUCCGGGCAUCGAUCAGCUGGCUGAGGCUGCUCUCUCCUUUUUUUUUGAUCACAACAUCAGUCGGUGGACAAGUGGUCCUUUGAGUAUGUGCUCCUUGUAGUGUCAUGUAACCAUGGCACAUCCUGUACCUGCUGGCGUUUAACUGGUUUCCCGAGGCAUAUCUCUGGUCUUCUCGUUACGACGUUUCAUCUCUCUCUUUCUUCUAAUUGCAUUUUGUGGAGGUGGGCUUCGUAGGCAGAUAGCAUGAGUGCGAAUACGAGCAUAUGUGAGUUUACG